This is a messenger RNA of Pseudogymnoascus verrucosus, 1785 nucleotides long. RefSeq lists its product as uncharacterized. NCBI's taxonomy places the organism in Eukaryota, Fungi, Ascomycota, Leotiomycetes, Thelebolales, Thelebolaceae. The coding region runs from base 1 to 1785 and encodes 594 amino acids. The record is from RefSeq and is a predicted model, not a curated record. The transcript has 7 exons.
AUGCAUACCAGCUUCAUUCUCACUGCCAUCGUCGCUAUCGGCGCCGCCACGGGGGCCUCUGCCUCAACAAUGGCUCCUCGCGCUGCCCUCCCUAAAGCUAACGAGUUAACAAGUCCAAACUGUGCCCCAGGAACCGGCAGUUAUGAGCAUCAUUCAGCCUUUCUCGGCGACGUUACAAUGAACGAUGGUAGUCAUUCCGUCUACUUUGCUGCUGGGCCAUGGGACUUCUUCAGUGGCAAGACCAAAGAAGGAAUCAUGCGGGCUUCCAUUUUAAUCUGCGGUCUGUCGGCUUGCGCUACGGGGUUGGCUGGAAUUGUGCCUAGAGUGUCAACUGGCCAUGCAGAUGGUUCAUUUGCUUCCCCUGGAGUUGCAAUUAAGCCAAAAUUCAGAUAUUGGCUUCCAGAUGCGAGCAUUGAUCCGGCAGGCUUCUCAGACGACAUUGCCCAACUUGCCAAGCGUGGCGCUGAUGGGACGGAGCUGUUGAAUUAUUUUGGUCUACCCACAUCCGUCACUCCAAGCAACUGGGAUAUCUACGGAUAUGGUGCACCAGGUUAUUCCAAAAUUGUCAAGGUUGCCUUAGAAGCCCAUCGCGACGCUGGCAUCUUGUUCGACUAUACACACAGUGCCAAUGGCUGUGUGCCAGCGGAAAAGGGCAACCCGGGUUUGUCCUGGCAAUUGAAUUACUACGGCACUACCAAUAUUGGAAAUUUCAAUGGCACCGUACCCGGAUGGGGCAAAGGGGAGUUCAUCGGUACGGUCACAUUUGCGGUGACCAAUGUUGGGACUCACCCCGCCGAUUUCCAUGGCGCGUUCGGAUGGGGAAAAUCGUAUCCUGCCUAUACCAUAUCCAACGCCUCGUUAACAGAUGUGACGAGUUUGGUUGACUCCAAAGGAUUCAUUGAGACAAACCCAAUACAGACGCUUGACGCGCAGUACAAAUCAAGUUGCAGUUUCCAAGGCCAAGACAACCUUUCAGGGCCUAUUAAGCCGUACCAAUGUACACCAGGUUCCUGGGUCUACGAUGCUACCAUCUGCACUGAAAAAACACACGAGACUCGCAUUGUCAAAUUUACCAAAAAGACGCAGCUGCUGAGGCAUGCUACCACUAGCUCCGACUCUGUGUUAGGCUUCAAUGUUCAGUUGCUAGGAUCGCUGAUACAAGCAAAAGUUGCAUACUCUACGUCUUUGUCGACCGUUUCGACGUCCUUUGGAUUACCCCAGACCUUCGGAACAACGGGCGUGCAGCCAGCAUAUACUCUUAACGACUGGAGUCUGGUAAUUGAGCAUUGGGGACCCCCCGACAACUUGUAUAAUCUGGACCUCGAUGCCAGAAAGGAAAAUCUGACUGUUCCCAUCGAUGGGCCUUCAUUGAAGUCAUGGAAGGAUCUUGGGUUUCCAGAUGUCUCUGGCAUUGGAUUUUAUAGGACCACUUUCGAAUGGAGCCCCUCAUUACUUUACUCCACGGGAGGGGCGUAUCUCAUCCUUCCACCAGUCUCGGACGGAAUUGUGGGAACACUGAAUGGCAAGCGCCUACCUGCAUUUGACAUCACAAACCCAACCACUCAUAUCAAAUCGUACCUUAAGAAAGGGGAGAACGUGCUGGAGUUCAAGGUUUCAUCCACGUUGAAAACUUCACUGAAGCCAAUAUGGAAUAACCUUCAAACGGCUGGUGGUGGUGUGGCAUCAAGUUGGGAUGCUACAGCGAAACUGGGAUUUGGACUGCAACAUUACGGUCUGAUUGGCGAGGUUCAAAUUAUUCCAUAUGGGUUGGUGCCGAUAUUGUAG